Messenger RNA from Haemonchus placei, 870 nucleotides. The record is from the annotation of a GenBank genome assembly. NCBI's taxonomy places the organism in Eukaryota, Metazoa, Nematoda, Chromadorea, Rhabditida, Trichostrongylidae.
AUGUGCGGGGAUGUGGUGGCUGCUGUUGUUGUUGUGCUAGUUGAACACGCUGUAGAGAAAGGAUCCAUAUCUUCAGGACCUCCUGUUCCUGGAUCACCAGGCAAAAAUACUCGCAAUGAGAUUGUGUUUCCUAUUCGUGUUGUAUACUUUGUGUGUCCACCACGUCAUGGUAUUUUUGCCCCACUGUAUCGCGUUGAACUAGAUGAAAUUGACGACGUGCCGAUGAUGGCCGCAUCGCAAACGAUGAAAGGUCAAGAGAGAUUAUCGAGAUCGGCACUGCCGGCUCUGCAGUUGCGUAACGUCUUCCGUCCCGAGGAACCGAUGCAGACGUCGAUCGCUUCCGAGCAGUUCAUGGAAGGAUCUACUUUCUCCAAUGCCUCUUGGGGAGAUAGUGAUGCUAUGGUGUGUUCUCAUGCCACCUACAUUGUCCCUCCCGGCCGUAGCACACUUGACGAGAUUGAAGAUUAUGAUUUGAUGAGCAUCCCAGCUCCCAAAUCGAUUCUCAGCUAUAGGGAAAGAUUGCCAGAUGAGGAAGUUACGCUAGGCACAUCCGUGGUUCUGGACGAGUCUCGAGUCGGUGUUGAGAAUCUUCCGGUAGUGGAAGACGACGACGACAUCGAUGACGAAGACGACCUUCAGACUCCUCUUGUUGAAGCUCCAAAAUGGCAGCCCUUGAGCAGUUUUGCGCCUGCCCCUUCCAUAAUUGAGUCAGUGAGAUCGACGUCAGCAGACGGUUCACCACAGGAUGCGCCUCGCGACAAGGACUUAUCCCUACGUGCAAAUUCAAGGCAAUCGGAUGACACGGGCUACAACGACGAGAGUGACGCAAGUCGCUUGGAACACGAUGACGUGAGGCUUUUUUCCGUCUAG